ACUUCGAGUCCACUGGCGGGACUCAGUGAUCCACCCUUCUUGUCUGUCCCAGCUCUCAAUUUCGACAUUUUUCCGGAGAGCAAUGCCUACGAAAUUGCCCCUUAAUUUCAUAUCCAAAUCCACUAUCCACCACAAGACACCCGCUAUUUCACAUUAUUCUUCUCGCCGCAGUAGCAGCUGUAGAACUAGUAGAAGAAGAUCAGCGGCGCCGUCGUGCAGCACAAGAAGCUCAGCCGAGUCCAUCAGAUGGAACGGCCGCGGCGCAGAGAAUCAUCAUCACCACCACCACCGCGUUCCUAAACUGAACGGUGCCGGUGGUAGCAUUAAUUAUGGCGGAGUGGAUCAGGACGGCGAUAAUAAGAUGCCGAGAGUGGUGCAUUGCGAAGUGCAAGUGGUGUCUUGGCGGGAGCGGAGAAUCAAAGCUGAGAUUUCCGUCAACGCCGACGUCGAUUCCGUCUGGGAUGCUCUCACUGACUACGAAUGCCUUGCGGAUUUCGUUCCCAAUCUGGUUAGCAGCAAGAGAAUUCCUUGUCCUCAUCCUGGACGGAUUUGGUUGGAGCAGAGGGGUCUGCAACGGGCAUUAUAUUGGCACAUUGAAGCUCAUGUUGUAUUGGAUCUCCAAGAAUUUAUCAACUCAGAAAAUAUUCGUGAACUCCACUUUUCCAUGGUUGAUGGUGACUUCAAGAAGUUUGAAGGUAAAUGGUCUCUCAAAUCUGGAAAAAGAGCUUCAACGACUAUGUUGUGUUAUGAAGUUAAUGUUAUUCCAAGGUUUAACUUCCCAGCAAUAUUCUUGGAGAGAAUUAUCAGAUCAGACCUUCCUGUGAAUCUUCAAGCAUUAGCCUGCCAAGCCGAAAGCAAGUUUGAGGGUCAUCAGAAUACAGUUGCUAUAAAUGCAGGUGCCAGUGCAGACUCUCUUGCUUCCCUUGUUUCAUCAAGCAAAAAUGUUGAUGUUUCCAUACCUGAAAAGAAUAAAAUUUCUACUGGUGCACUCAAAGAGAAACUUGGAAAAGCUACUUUUGGCCCUGUGGCACCUGCUACUAGUGAUCUGAACAGUAACUGGGGAAUUUUUGGAAAAACUUGCAAAAUUAACAAGACAUGCACGGUGGAUGAAGUUCAUCUCCGCAGAUUUGAUGGCCUAUUGGAAAAUGGUGGUGUCCAUCGCUGCGUCGUGGCUAGCAUAACAGUCAGGGCUCCUGUUCGUGAAGUAUGGAAUGUUUUGACUUCUUAUGAGAGUCUUCCUGAGAUAGUUCCUAAUUUAGCUAUCAGUAAGAUCCUAUCACGAGAAAAUAACAAAGUUCGCAUUCUUCAGGAAGGAUGCAAGGGUCUUCUAUAUAUGGUACUUCAUGCACGUGUUAUCCUAGACUUGUGUGAAAAAAUUGAAGAAGAAAUUAGCUUUGAGCAGGUUGAGGGGGACUUUGAUUCAUUUCAAGGAAAAUGGAUCCUGGAGCAACUAGGAAGUCAUCAUACACUAUUGAAGUAUAGCGUGGAGUCCAAGAUGCACAAGAACUCAUUUCUUUCUGAAGCAAUUAUGGAAGAGGUCAUAUAUGAAGAUCUCCCUUCGAACCUAUGUGCAAUUCGAGAUUACAUUGAGACAUUAGAGGCAGAGAAUGCUCAGAAGACACAGGAAUAUGUAACAUAUGGUGAGGCAGAGAUCACUCCUGACAAGGACCUAUCUGCUGACUCUAUUAGCCCAGAUGAGGAGAAUUCAGAUUCUGUUAAUUCAGACUCACAUAGACAGAGACCCAAAGUUCCAGGAUUGCAGAGGGAUAUUGAAAUUCUAAGAGCUGAGCUUCUGGCUUUUAUCUCAGAGCAUGGACAGGAAGGAUUUAUGCCCAUGAGAAAGCAGUUACGUAAGCAUGGAAGGGUGGAUAUUGAGAAAGCAAUUACUCGAAUGGGUGGAUUCAGAAGAAUUGCAUUUUUGAUGAAUCUCUCCCUUGCUUACAAACACCGCAAACCAAAAGGUUACUGGGAUAACCUAGAGAACUUGCAAGAUGAGAUUAGUCGCUUCCAGAGGAGCUGGGGAAUGGAUCCAUCUUAUAUGCCCAGCAGAAAAUCUUUUGAACGAGCAGGUCGAUACGAUAUUGCUCGUGCAUUGGAAAAAUGGGGUGGGCUUCAUGAAGUUUCACGUCUUUUGUCACUGAAGGUAAGGCAUCCCAACAGACAACAAAGCUUUGGCAAGGAGAAGAAAUUUGAUGUGGCACCUAGCGAUGUAAAUGGUGAGGAGAAGACGCCUAGAGCCUAUGUUUCACAAGAUGCACACAAGUGGCUCACAAAACUAAAGGAAUUGGAUAUAAACUGGGUUGAAUGACACAUCUAGAAGAUACAUUAUUUAUUGUUUUCCUUAAAAGCUUUGGUUUGGUAGCAACCAAUGCCUCUGUUGUACAUACAUGAUGAUGAUGAUAGCAUAUAGUAUAGCUAGCUAAGAAGUCUUAUCAGCUUUUGAGUAACCAUCAUCAAAAUUCAAAAGUCACAAAAAUUGUUGAAAUGAAUUGUUUGUUUGUAGCU
Ipomoea triloba (trilobed morning glory) is the source of this 2505-nucleotide messenger RNA. RefSeq lists its product as uncharacterized. Bases 83 to 2308 code for a protein of 741 amino acids. NCBI's taxonomy places the organism in Eukaryota, Viridiplantae, Streptophyta, Magnoliopsida, Solanales, Convolvulaceae. The record is from RefSeq and is a predicted model, not a curated record. Gene Ontology annotation, biological process: regulation of photosynthesis, light reaction. The transcript is spliced from 10 exons.